AUGACCCCACACAGAAAGGACUUGUUCGAAUACAAGGGCCUUAAGACAAAUGUCGAAGUGACGAUUGCAGACGGCAUGAUGUUGAUUGUCAAAGGAGCCGGUACGGUUGAGAUCACCGAUUUGGAUGGAAAAGGCAUUCGCAUGUUUGAGUCUUGUACAUCCCAGGACUCGAUAGAAGAUUACUUUUAG
Messenger RNA from Peronospora matthiolae, 189 nucleotides. NCBI's taxonomy places the organism in Eukaryota, Oomycota, Peronosporomycetes, Peronosporales, Peronosporaceae. The record is from the annotation of a GenBank genome assembly.